Hyaena hyaena (striped hyena) is the source of this 1390-nucleotide messenger RNA. It is a transcript of the gene NIT1, whose product is annotated as nitrilase 1. Gene Ontology annotation, molecular function: hydrolase activity, acting on carbon-nitrogen (but not peptide) bonds, in linear amides. The transcript has 7 exons. The coding region runs from base 85 to 1122 and encodes 345 amino acids. Lineage: Eukaryota; Metazoa; Chordata; Mammalia; Carnivora; Hyaenidae. The record is from RefSeq and is a predicted model, not a curated record.
GUACGUCACAUCCGGUCUGGAGGUUGCCGCCCCCUCGCCCCGGUGCCCCUGGCUCCAGGCCGCUCUUCGGUUCGGAUCCUGCGGAUGGUUUUGGCUGUGUCUUCAUGUAGGACCUACCACCUGUCCUGCGGGCCGCGGCUGGGCUUCAUCAUCAGGCCUCCUCACCAGCUCCUGUCCCUUCUUUUGUGCCCCGGAUUCCGGAUCCCUCGACCGUCAGAACUUUGUGCACAGCCCAGGCCCAGAGCCAUGGCCAUCUCCUCUUCUUCCCGGGAACUGCCACUGGUGGCUGUGUGCCAGGUAACAUCAACACCAGACAAGCAGCAGAACUUUCAAACAUGCGCAGAGCUCAUUCGCGAGGCUGCCAGACUGGGUGCCUGCCUCGCUUUCCUGCCCGAGGCAUUUGACUUCAUUGCACGGGACUCUGCCGAGACGCUCCGCCUGUCUGAGCCACUGGGUGGGAACCUUUUAGGAGAAUAUACCCAGCUUGCCAGGGAAUGUGGACUCUGGCUGUCCUUGGGUGGUUUCCACGAGCGAGGUCCGGACUGGGAGCAGACGCAGAAAAUCUACAAUUGUCAUGUGCUUCUGGACAACAAGGGCUCGGUAGUGGCCGCUUACAGGAAGACUCAUCUGUGUGAUGUGGAGAUUCCGGGGCAUGGGCCUAUGCGUGAGAGCAGCUCUACCAUUCCCGGGCCCAGUCUGGAGUGUCCUGUUAGCACCCCAGCAGGCAAGAUUGGCCUAGCUAUCUGCUACGAUAUGCGGUUUCCUGAACUCUCUCUGGCACUGGCUCAGGCUGGAGCAGAAAUACUCACCUACCCUUCAGCGUUUGGAUCUGUCACGGGCCCAGCCCACUGGGAGGUGUUGCUGCGGGCCCGUGCCAUCGAAACCCAGUGCUACGUAGUGGCAGCGGCACAGUGUGGACGCCACCACGAGAAGAGAGCAAGUCACGGCCACAGCAUGGUGGUGGACCCCUGGGGAACAGUGGUGGCCCGCUGCUCGGAAGGACCAGGCCUCUGCCUUGCCCGGAUCGACCUCAGUUACCUUCGACAGCUGCGCCAACACCUGCCUGUGUUCCAGCACCGCAGGCCUGACCUCUAUGGCAGUCUGGGCCACCCGCUGGCUUAAGAGUGACUUCUGUGAGCGGGGACCCCCGUGGUGAGCGGGUCAGGCUGUUGCCGGACCCAGGUGCAGCUCCCCUCCCCUGGAGAGCCCCGACUCUCUUGAUGGGACCCAGGCUCAGCUUCUUGGGAAAGAAGCAGCUUUCCCCUGAGCUCGGAUUUCAGUUUCAGAAAGGUGGGAUUUUUCUAUAGUCACUGUUUAUUUCAUGAAAACUGAAGUUAUGCGGAGGGCUGAGCAGCACUGGCAUUGAAAAAAAUAGAAUCAUCAGAAAGUC